UUGUUCGGGUGGUGAGAGACUGCUGCUCGUCAUGUAACCGCGGCACACUCAAGGUUACGGCUAUUUAACGCACGGUACGACAGAAUGGCCCCAUAUCGGACAAGUAUCGGCUGGUCAGUCACAUUUUGACAGGAUGCAUAUCGCAGAUUUUGUGUCUGGAUCAUUUGCAGGGGCAUGUGGAGUUGCAGUGGGCUACCCUCUGGACACUGUGAAGGUCCGGAUUCAAACCCAAAAGCAGUUCACCGGAAUAUGGCAGUGUACUGUAGCAACAUUUUCAAAUGAAGGGAUGCAUGGCUUCUUCAAAGGCAUGUCCUUACCUAUCACCACAAUCUCUAUGACUUCCUCUGUGGUGUUCGGCACAUACAGGAAUUGCCUGCAAUGUCUGAGCCAGGCGCGAGGAGCUGGUUGUGGUCCAAACACCAAACAAGAAGUCUUCCUGUCUGGUUUGGCAGGGGGUAUAGCUCAGAUAUCAGUGAUGUCUCCAGGUGACAUAGUGAAGGUACGUUUACAGUGUCAGACAGAGUCCAAGCGAGGAGGAAGCAACAUGCCCAGACCCAAGUAUCAUGGUCCAGUUCACUGUCUGCUGAGCAUUAUCAAAGAGGAGGGUGUCCUGGGGCUCUACAGAGGGGCUUUCCCACUCAUGCUAAGAGAUGGGCCAUCAUAUGCCACAUACUUUUUAACCUACAAUACCAUCUGUGAAUGGUUGACAGAGAAUGGAAAGAAAAGGCCAGAUUGGAGUGGUGUGAUGCUGGCAGGUGGUAUAGCAGGAAUGGCAGGUUGGACUUUAGGUACACCCAUGGACGUGAUCAAAGCCCGUCUUCAGAUGGAUGGAGCACGGGAGAUGAAGAAAUAUAAGGGUUUUUUCCACUGCAUCACUGAGACGGCGCGGGUGGAAGGAUCAGGCGUGUUCUUCAGGAGCUUAGGCAUCAACUGGCUGCGUGCAUUCCCCGUCAACAUGGUUGUGUUCGUCACAUACGAGGCCCUCACUGGUUUCCUCCAAGCUGGACCUGACCGUGUUGACCCACCUCGUAUAGGUUUUGAAUAGUAUUGACUACCUCUAUUUUAUCAUAUUCUGUUGUGUUUAAUCCUGAUGUUUGUUUUUACCAGGACAUACUUAAUUGCAUUGCAUUAUUUUUAAGUAAUUUAAAUUUCCACAGCCAUCAUUGGAGUUGUCUGUUACAUGUAUGGCUUAAUAUUCAGUUAGACAGGGUCAUGAAUCCUAAUAUGCUCAGGGAUACUUUCUCAGUAACGGGCACAGCUGGCAAAAGAGUAUGAACCAGUAACCCUCUGACCACUAGAUGGCCCCCCUGGCCAGCCUUUUAACUUAUUUCGCUCUAGGCUUAUGGCAAGAAAAGUGUUUCCAUGACUGGAGUCAUUUUUCACCAGAAUAGGGUAUCAAGACACUUGAAGUGGAGCUAUAUUUGACUGUAUUCAAGACUAUUUAAGGCCUUGAAUUUAGAAUAUUUGAAUGAGCUGCAGUACGCACACAUAAAUAAGCAAGAAGCCCGUCCAGGCCCACACAGCAUAUUAGUUUAUUAUUAUGUACAUGUCUCUAGCUGAAUAGCAAAAUGGUAGCGCUGGAUGAUCUGGAUUAAACAAAAUAUCAUGAUAUUUUAAACCUUGAUUAACUGGAAUGUUUUUAUGAAUAGAAUCAUGAAUGUAGAGUCAGUAUUAUCAUAUUCUCUGAAACACUACAACAAUAGCUGUUGUUACGACCAACAAGGAAGUCAUCACAACAAGUUCUUAAUAACAAUGGAGUACAUCUAUUAACUUAUUUGUCUUGUACUUUCUUCUUAUCAAAUAUUCAUAGAAUCCUUCUCAUGUUUGAUCAUUCCACCAAAUAAAAAACACAUUGACAUGAACUAUAGUACUGCUACUGACAAAUGUGUAGACAAUUGGGUUCAGAAGUGAGGGGCCCAGUGAAGUCAUGGUUCUUAAACCAGGAGAAAAUAUGACAGUGAGUGUGACAGUGAUAUGACAGUAAUAAUUCUUGCAUUGAUUUAUGUCAUAAUGAAAAUGCUCAUUGUGCCUUCAAUAAUAAAGGUAGUAAUAAAAUGA
Thunnus maccoyii (southern bluefin tuna) is the source of this 2058-nucleotide messenger RNA. RefSeq names its product solute carrier family 25 member 47a (gene slc25a47a). Gene Ontology annotation, molecular function: transmembrane transporter activity. The transcript is spliced from 6 exons. Gene Ontology annotation, cellular component: mitochondrion. Gene Ontology annotation, biological process: transmembrane transport. The record is from RefSeq and is a predicted model, not a curated record. Bases 134 to 1045 code for a protein of 303 amino acids. NCBI's taxonomy places the organism in Eukaryota, Metazoa, Chordata, Actinopteri, Scombriformes, Scombridae.